Stylonychia lemnae is the source of this 1389-nucleotide messenger RNA. NCBI's taxonomy places the organism in Eukaryota, Ciliophora, Spirotrichea, Sporadotrichida, Oxytrichidae. The record is from the annotation of a GenBank genome assembly.
AUGUUAGGAAAAUACUCUAGACUAAAUACCGCAAUAGCUAGGUAAUAUAUCCAAGACAAAGGAUAGCAUCUCAGAAGGAAAUUCAGCUCACAACCAUAGCAUUAAUACAAAUCUUAUAACUACAAGGAAAAUCCGAUUAUCUUCAACAGAAUUAACGAACAAUAUGUAAUUAAAGGAAAAGAAAGAGUUGUGGGUUGGUGGCUAAUAUCUUUGAGCGCUUCAGUAUUUUCAAUAGUUAUACUAGGAGGAUAUACUCGCUUAAGUAAGUCAGGUUUAUCCAUGGUUAAAUGGCACCCUCAUAAAGUUGGACUUCCAAAAAAUAAUGAAGAAUGGGAGCAAGAGUUUGAAGAGUAUAAAUAGUUUCCAGAAUAUUAUCUUUUCAACAAAGAGAGAGGUCUAGACAUUGAUGGCUUUAAGAGAAUUUACUUUGUGGAAUGGGCUCACAGAAUAGUAGCUAGAUCAAUUGGAGCUUUGUUUAUUUUGCCAUUCAGUUAUUUCUUAAUGAGAGGCUAUCUUCAGCCAAAACUCAAGAAAUCAUUAUUUGCAUUACUAGCAUUCGGUUCAUUACAAGGAGUAAUAGGCUGGUGGAUGGUCAAGAGUGGACUCGUAGACAAAAAUAAGACAAUUGAACUUGAUAAGACUCCAAGAGUCAGUCCUUAUAGAUUAACUGUGCACGGGUAUUCAGCAUACAUUAUAUAUGGAGUAGGAGUCUGGCUAGCAAUGAAUUUAUUAAGAAGACCACAAGAAGCAGUCAUAAAUCUUGCUAAUAUGGCUGACCAUGCAUCCAUGAGAAAAUUAUUAUUAAGAUCUGCUCAUGGAAUUUUGCCCCUAAUUCUUUUGUAUGGUUUCUUCACUUCAGGCAUCUAAGGAAGGUAUGCUGUGAACAACUACCCUUUUGUUGGAUAAAACUGGUUCUUAACUAGGAAUCAUUUCCAAGGAGAUAUUCCUUUCUGGUAAAACUUUACUGAAAAUAAGAUAGUAGUUUAAGUGAUCCAUAGAACACUGGGGACAUUAUUUGCAUUAUUAGCCUUAAAAGGAGGUUAUGAAGUUUAUAAAAUGAAGAAUCUUACACCUAUUGCUAGAAAAGCUUAUUGGUUAAUUUUAGCGGCUAUAACUCUACAAAUUUGUAUUGGAAUUGGUGCUAUAUGGUAUCCAUCUGAAAUAUGGAUUCCAAAUCUUCAUUAAGCAGGAGCAUUAACAGUUCUAACUUCAGUAUUAUUUGCAUGUCAUACUUGCAGAAAAGUUGACCCUAGACAUAUGAGAAAUCUUUUAGGUAAAUUAAAGAUCGAUGAUCCAUAAGCAUAUGAAAGAAUGAUGAAAGGAUUUAAUAAAAAACAGCUAAGCAAAACUGAGAUGGAUGCAAUGAAGAAAUUUUAUGAAGGUAAAUGA